AUGCAAGGAGCCGCGCAGUCUUUGAGGGCAAAGAAAGCUGCCGAAAGAAGAGCGGCCGAGGAGAAAAGGGUUUUAGAGGCGACUUUUAGACCGCCAACUCCACCUGAGAUUAACAACGAUCCAGAGGUUGCCAAUGGUACCGAGGCGAUUGAGGAGGCUCGGGAUAUUGCAGCUUCGACUAGACCUGAGGCCUCUAAUAACGUUUGGCCGAAUACAGAAGUUCCCGAGGCAGUGGGGGCUUUAGCGGUCGUAGCUCUGGGUGCCGAGGCAAAGGCUAAGACGAAAGGGAAGAGGUCCCGAGGUGAUAGCUCGGGAGGACGCAUGAAGGAGAAGAGGAGCCGUAGUGAAGCUCCAAUCUACAAGGAUAAGAUAGCUUCCGCUAAUCUUGUCGCUUCUUGUUCGGGUCCACUACUUUCCGCUCCCGAGGCCUUGUUGGAGGCCCAAAGCUACCGUGAAACCGCUGCUGGAUUUCUGAAGGCCUUUCACUCGAUGAAUUCCAUGGUUCGAGCCUAUGAUUCUGGGGCUUGGAAAUCCGAGCUGGCUCGUGAGAAGUCGGAGAUAUCCCGAGCCGAGGUUGAGGCUAGGAUUUCCGAGGCGAUUGUGGCUAGACAGGAAGCCAAGGCGUUGGCCAAGGCCGAGAAGGUGGAGCGGUUGAAGGCGUCGGAGGACAACCUACGAACUCAGAGAAAGCUCGAGGCCGAGAUUUCUCGCCUACAUCGGUUAUUUACCGAAGAGAAGGUUCUCCGGGAGAAGGAGAUCAUCAGGGAACGGAGGGCUCCCAAGAGGGAAUUUGCCGAGAAGGUCGGGGCUAUCGAGGAGAAGAUGGACCAGUAUGGGAAGGUAUCCGCGCGCUAUAUGUACUUUGUGCAAGCGUGGGCCAACGCCGAGCUGAUAGCUGAGCUGGAGGAAGGGAAAAAGGUAGAGGAUGAGAAGGUAGAGGUCCUUCAAUGGACGGCUGAGUAUGGGGAUGCCGAGGAAGAGUACGUCCGUCUCGGGACCGAGCUGCGAGAGGACUUGAAAUUUCCUCCGGUUUACCCGGACUCUGUCGAUGACAGCUUCGAGAACCGAUCGAUCGAGGGCACCGCGGCCGCAAUAGGUGUUACUGACCAGAUGGGUUCGAACCGAGAUACCGAGGCAGCUCGAGUCUCGCCAGUUAACCAAGAUUCGAUCUGA
Arabidopsis lyrata subsp. lyrata is the source of this 1173-nucleotide messenger RNA. RefSeq lists its product as uncharacterized. Bases 1 to 1173 code for a protein of 390 amino acids. The record is from RefSeq and is a predicted model, not a curated record. NCBI's taxonomy places the organism in Eukaryota, Viridiplantae, Streptophyta, Magnoliopsida, Brassicales, Brassicaceae. The transcript is spliced from 2 exons.